CACACAGAAUACAACUGAACCAAUCUAUUUCGUUCUGUCCCCGAUUCCGAUUAUUUUGUUUAUUUAUAAUUUUUUAAAAGCCAUGGCGUAUUUUGUUUUGAAAAUGUUACAAAAAUCCCGCAUGCGAAAAUCAAGAGAAGAAACCGAAUUAUUGAAAGAGUUUUCAGUUCCUGAAAUUAAGAAGCUGAAGAGCAUACGAAGUAGCAAUUAUUAUGUUACGAGAUGCAGAGCUUGCUUGAAGAAAGGGAAAAUAUCUUUACUGAAGAAAAGCUCCUCGAAUAUUGUAGAGGCUUUGAAAAAUAUCUGUAAAGUUAACAUUGAUUGCGAUGAUUCCAGUAAGACGCCUAAAUAUAUCUGCUCUUCUUGUUACCUUUUGCUCAAAGGAUGUCUAAAGUUUUGCGAAAUGGUGCAAAAAUCUGAUAAAAUAAUUAAUGAGUCUAUCAAAGAAACAGAAACUCUACCAAUAUAUAAUAAUGUAAGUGAUAAUUAUCGAUUUAGUGAAUCUGAUGAAGAAUACAUUAAACCAGAGCCUUGCAAUAAGGAAGAUAAAGAAUCUAAAUGUUUUGAGAAUGCAGAAUCAAAGAAUAGUUUUGUAGAAAGUGAUGAAGAAUAUAAAGAACAGACAUCUAAGGGUAAAGUCAGGUGUAAAAUAUGCAACAAAGAAGUUACAAAAUAUUAUAUAAAAAAUCAUUUGACCCUCCAUGGAGUUGGCACUAAGAAAGAAAAGGUAAAGGUUGAAUGCAAGCUUUGUAAGAAAACCCUUGAAAAAGCAUACUACAAGAAGCAUUUAGAAGGUGUACAUGGUAAACCAGACCACUCAAACUAUGUGUGCUAUGUUUGUGGGAAAACAUUUAAAUAUCAGAGUGGCUACAAGAGCCAUGUUUUGUCCCAUGGCAAUGAGUUUCCAUACAAAUGUCAACUGUGUCCUUAUCGUGGAAAACAUUCAGCUUUAUUGAAAGUCCACAUGAGAACGCACACUAGAGACUACAGGUUUCAGUGCACAGACUGCCCGGCUAGGUUUCUCACCAGUGGCAACCUUCACAAGCACAUGUUGAAACAUAAAGAGAAGAAAUUUAAAUGUGACUCUUGUGCAAAAGCUUUUCAUACUAAAGUUGAAGUGGAGAGGCAUUUCCAAUCAGACCACUUGGGUAUAAAGAACCAUGUGUGCAAUAUAUGUGAGAAAGCUUUUGGGUACAGAAGUGCCAUGAUGAAGCAUCAGUUACAUGUGCACAAGAGACAGAAGAUGCUGAACGGCAGAAUGCCCUCCUACCUACUUGAAGAGAGAAAAGAACAGGAAGACCCAUCACAACCACUGUCUGAAUGUUUUGAAUAAGGAUUAUUUAUUAUGUAAAAAUAUAAAUAAAAAUCAUAAAUAUA
Molecule: messenger RNA, 1377 nt
Organism: Plutella xylostella (diamondback moth)
Lineage: Eukaryota; Metazoa; Arthropoda; Insecta; Lepidoptera; Plutellidae
Cellular component (GO): nucleus
Molecular function (GO): zinc ion binding
Source: RefSeq, a predicted model, not a curated record